Sphaeramia orbicularis (orbiculate cardinalfish) is the source of this 4068-nucleotide messenger RNA. It is a transcript of the gene ptprea, whose product is annotated as protein tyrosine phosphatase receptor type Ea. NCBI's taxonomy places the organism in Eukaryota, Metazoa, Chordata, Actinopteri, Kurtiformes, Apogonidae. The record is from RefSeq and is a predicted model, not a curated record. The coding region runs from base 270 to 2363 and encodes 697 amino acids. The transcript is spliced from 22 exons. Gene Ontology annotation, molecular function: protein tyrosine phosphatase activity. Gene Ontology annotation, biological process: protein dephosphorylation.
GAGUAAACACUAACUCCUCCUUCCCGGUGACAGGCGGCACCGCUGAAGCAUCGCCUCGCCUUUUCCAAGACAAUCUGCGCAAAGGACUCACCUCCGGAGCCGUCCAGGUGGUGAACGCCGACAACUCGAGCCGUUGUGUUUUCUCCGUGAGCCGACCAACACCUCGCCGAUCGCCUCUGCCGCCGGGCCCUGCAACGAUGUGACCGCUGGAGUCGACAGUAUCAUGGACCUGGGAAUCAGCCGACAUUGAACCAAACUCAUCAGCCACAAUGGUCCCACUUCUGUUUUUGGUGGCAACCACAACAACAUCCAAUAACACCAGCAAUGGAAACAAUACACAAGGACACGUCUCGUCCCCCAGCCCCCACAUCCUCCCCACCGUGCUGGUGCUGUCGCUGCUGCUGCUCAUCAUCGCGCUGCUCGCCUGGUACUUCCUCAGGUUAAAAAACCAGAGAAAAGCAGUCGUCACAACAGUUGACAAGAAGAUACCAAAUGGCAUCCUGGAGGAACAAGACUUCGGAUACAGUACUGAGUCGUUAUACACCAUUGUACCACCAGAACAACAGACGGUGGUCCUUCUGCCCAGAUCCCCCUCGGCCUCCAAGACCUACUUCCCCAUCCCCGUGGACCACCUGGAGGAGGAGUACCGGCUCCGUUCGGCCGACGACGGAAAACUCUUCAGGGAGGAGUACAAUUCGCUGCCAGGCGGUAAUGCCCAGGGGACGUAUGAAGAGGCCAACAAGGACGACAACAAGGAGAAGAACAGAUACCCCAACAUCCUCCCCUAUGAUCAUUCCAGAGUGGUGUUGACUCAGCUGGAUGGAAAUCCCUGUUCAGACUAUGUGAAUGCUUCGUACAUUGAUGGUUACACAGAAAAGAACAAAUUCAUAGCGGCACAAGGUCCAAAAGAAGACACCGUCGCAGAUUUCUGGAGGAUGAUAUGGGAGCAGAAAGUAGCGACUGUUGUCAUGCUGACGAAUUUGAAAGAAAGGAAAGAAGACAAGUGCUACCAGUACUGGCCAGACCAGGGCUGUUGGACGUAUGGGAACGUCAGGGUGGCAGUAGAAGACUUCACUGUCCUGGUCGACUACACCAUCCGCAAGUUCUGCAUACAAUAUCAGGCUAGCGAUGCUGCCAAGACUCCACGGCUGGUGACGCAGCUUCACUUCACCAGCUGGCCUGACUUUGGCGUUCCCUUCUCCCCCAUCGGUAUGCUCAAGUUCCUCAAGAAAGUCAAGGCGGUCAACCCCCCCUUCUCUGGGCCCAUUGUCGUCCACUGCAGCGCCGGUGUCGGAAGGACGGGAACAUUCAUCGUAAUUGAUGCCAUGAUAGACAUGAUGCACGCGGAACAGAAGGUUGAUGUGUUUGGCUUCGUCUCCAAGAUACGGGAACAGCGAUCGCAGCUCAUUCAGACAGAUAUGCAGUACUCAUUCAUCUACCAGGCCCUUCUUGAAUACUACCUCUAUGGAGAUACGGAGCUGGAUGUGUCGUCUCUGGAAGGACAUCUGCACAAACUGCACAAUACUUUUGCAAACGGUGAUCGGGUCGGCCUGGAAGAAGAGUUUAAAAAACUGACAAACAUGCGAAUCAUGAAGGAGAACAUGAGAACAGGGAACCUUCCUGCCAAUAUGAAGAAAAACAGAGUGCUGCAAAUUAUUCCGUAUGACUUCAACAGAGUCAUUAUGUCCAUGCGCAGAGGUCAGGAGUUCACAGAUUACAUCAAUGCGUCGUUUAUAGAUGGCUACAGGCAGAAGGACUACUUCAUUGCCACCCAGGGCCCGCUGCCUCACACAGUGGAGGAUUUCUGGAGGAUGGUGUGGGAGUGGAAAUGUCACUCGAUUGUCAUGCUCACUGAGCUCCAGGAGAGGGAGCAGGACAAAUGCUGCCAAUACUGGCCCACAGAGGACACCGUCACCUAUGGAGAUUACACAGUAGAGCUGAAGGGAGACACUCUAUGCGACACCUUCAGUCUACGAGACCUGGUACUCACCUUUGUCCCGGACAAGCAGACGAGGCUGAUCAGGCACUUCCACUUCCACGGCUGGCCAGAGAUCGGCAUCCCGGCCGAGGGGAAAGGCAUGAUCGACAUCAUCGCCUCAGUGCAGAAACAGCAGCAGCAGUCUGGGAACCAUCCCAUCGUUGUACACUGCAGUGCUGGUGCAGGGCGAACAGGUACGUUCAUUGCACUGAGCAAUAUCCUGGAACGAGUCAAGGCAGAGGGUCUCCUGGACGUUUUCCAGACUGUGAAGAGUUUACGCAUGCAGAGGCCUCAUAUGGUCCAAACUGUGGAACAGUAUGACUUCUGCUACAGGGUGGUACAAGACUUUGUCGACAUUUUCUCAGACUAUGCCAAUUUUAAAUGAUGAGAUUUGCCUUAAACAUGAUUUUUAAUGUUGUUUUCUAAAGCUGGUUUGUCAGUUUUAUGUGUUUCAUUAACUUGGUCAAAUGAUCUUCUAUUUUGCUAUGCACUUGUCCUACCAUUUACUAAAAACCCCAUCCUUGCUGUACUAUAAUGUAUGUUAGUGGAUGAAAAUUGUAAAUGAAAAAAGUUAGAUUAAUAAUGUAUAUUUCACAUCAUGUAUGAUAAUUAGUUUAUCAUUAUUAUUUCCAUUUUGUUGUAUAAUACUGUACUUUAAAUGUUUAUCUAAAUGUUCAUUUGGAUUGACCAUGUAAUUAUUUUAAGAGUUGUAGUUAGUGUAAAUGUAUUUAUGUAUUGACGACGACAUUCCAUUUUUUGCUUUCGGAGAAUAUGACGGAAAUGUUUGGAUUGUUUUUUUGGUUUUUUUUGUUUUUUUCCUGUGUAACAAACAUUCUCUCAUUUACUGAUUGCUUUUUACCUGAGAUUAGAGGUGACAUUGGACAUACUUUGCAUUGUCCUCAAGCUACAUUACCCAAUCGAGAAUGUGAUACUCUUUCCAAUGGAGAAGAAGAAUGCAUCACUUAAGCCAUAUUGCAGAUUUUAAGGAGACACUGGCACUAUGUAAAAGUAUUCGGGGCGGAGGUUUCACAAUUAGACGCGUUAAACUGGUUUAGUUUCCCAAACAGCGGUCUACAGCUGCACUGAACGUGGAUGUAACUUUAACAGUCUGCCUUCUGUCUGACGAUAGCAAAAACUAUUUUUGCUACUGCGACUGCACAUUAAGAAGCACACACGGCGACUAAGCCUUUUGCUACGAACCUGUAAUAUUUAAGAACAUUUGACUGCUUUGUUUGUAUGUACAUGAGACUUUUCAUAGAUCAGUGCCAUACGUUACUCAAGUAAAACAACCCUGAAUUGAAGGUUGAACAUUGAUAAUAAAGGCGUAGUUCGAUGCAGUAUAAACCGCAACGUACAUCCUGUCAGAGCCUCACACAGUUUCUCUAUUUAAAGCGUAACAUACAAAUUCUACAAUGGAAACCACAACACACUCAAGUGGUGCUUCAGUGCCUGCUUAAUGCUAAAAGCAACAAGCACAUCAUCUAUAAAGGCCAUCAGUUACUAUCUUUAAGAAUAGAAGUUUUUUGUUUUGUUUUUUUUGGCUAAUUAUCAAAGACAAAAACCUGAAUGUUUCAUAUAGAGUAUUUAGUGGUAGUUUCAUUCGUCAGGAUGUAUUUGAAUGUCAAAAAGCUUUUUCUGUGUUUGACGACUUGUCUGGAAGUGAGUGCAGUAACCCCUUUUCCACCCGGUACUCCCAAAAUUAAAACCAAACAUCGGUAAUAAUUAGGUUACAAUUUCUUAACGAGAUAUGUAAUUUUUUUGUCGAUGCUCUGUGUAAAUAAUACGUGACAAAGCGCUAACAUUGUGAGAGUUGCCGAGCAGCGAAGAACUGUCUGGUGGUUCGUCAUUUUGUGUCUGUCUGUGGGAGAUGUGAGGUGCAGCACAAGAAGAAACUGAGAUCUAACAAAACAACCCCCGGUCUAUUUUCCCAUGGCUUCUUUUCUGCCCAUGCCUUCCUUUUAAGAGUAUUGAGGAGGGUCUGUAUAGACUGCAGCUCUUUGCCUUCGCUCUCUCUGUGGGUGGUCUAUCCCUUUUUGGAUUCUAAAUAUCUUUGAAAUGCAAGUUGCAAUAUUAAAUUUAUCUGAAAAUGC